GAGUGUUCUGUUCACAAAAAGUUAACGGAAGUUGCGUUGGUGUACUUCCGUGGCAAAAGACAAAAAUGGCAGAACGGGGAUACAGUUUUUCUCUCACAACAUUUAGCCCCUCUGGCAAACUGGUGCAGAUUGAAUAUGCUCUUUCCGCUGUAGCAGCCGGUGCUCCAUCUGUAGGAAUCAAAGCAUCAAAUGGAGUUGUGCUUGCAACUGAGAAGAAACAGAAGUCCAUACUGUAUGAUGAACAGAGCGUGCACAAAGUUGAGCUCAUAACCAAACACAUUGGCAUGGUGUACAGUGGCAUGGGUCCUGACUACAGGGUGCUGUUGAGGAGAGCAAGGAAGCUGGCGCAGCAGUAUUUCCUGGUAUACCAAGAGCCAAUCCCCACAGGCCAGCUGGUACAGAGAGUGGCUUCUGUUAUGCAAGAAUACACACAGUCAGGAGGUGUUCGGCCGUUUGGAGUCUCUCUUCUCAUUGCCGGUUGGGAUGAGGACAGACCAUACUUAUUUCAGUCAGACCCAUCGGGAGCAUACUUCGCCUGGAAAGCCACAGCAAUGGGAAAGAACUAUGUGAAUGGAAAAACAUUCCUUGAAAAAAGAUAUAAUGAAGAUCUGGAACUUGAAGACGCUAUACACACUGCCAUCUUAACUUUGAAGGAAAGUUUUGAAGGUCAGAUGACGGAGGACAACAUCGAGGUGGGGAUCUGUAAUGAGGCAGGAUUUCGCAGACUGUCACCUGCCGAGGUGAAGGAUUACCUGGCAGCAAUCGCUUGAACAACAGCACUACAGCUGCUUACACAGUUCAUUGUUUCGGUUUGGUUGUUCAUUUGAAUGCUGAAUUGAUAUUAUUUGUACAUCUGUGUAACUGAUUUCUCUAUAAAAGGAUGCAUAUUAUCGACAAAUGUUACAUCCUGUGUAUUUCACUGACAUUUCUUUGUGAUUUUUGUACCUGACUGUAAUUAUAAAUUACCUUCACAGUACUGUCAGUGCUAAGGGGAUCUUUCCUUGAGGCUAAGUUCAUGUACAUUUUUCAAACAUAAAGUGUUGGCGUAAACAAAAAAAAAACAAUUAUUUCAAUCCAAAGUGUUGAACAAAGUCUUAAGGGUGGUAAACCUCUCGACCUCCCCUAGCGCAUUAAUGUAGAUGAAGUCCUCGAGAUUCAUUUUAGAAUCUGUGAAAAGAACACAUACAGUGUAAGAGGAAGAAGAACUCCAAUCAUGAUACUUACAGAAGUGUGGCAAAUAACUGACCAACAAUUUUACAACAAACCUGAUGUCUCUAAACAUGGGUAUGGUGGGGGAGGCAUGCACUCCUAAAGGCAAGUGCACAAAAAUAAAUCUUAUAUUAGUAAAAGUAAUUUUUCCUUAUUAAAACAAUGCUUUUUCCCAGA
Molecule: messenger RNA, 1386 nt
Organism: Carassius auratus (goldfish)
Lineage: Eukaryota; Metazoa; Chordata; Actinopteri; Cypriniformes; Cyprinidae
Product: proteasome subunit alpha type-2-like
Exons: 8
Coding region: 66-770 (234 amino acids)
Biological process (GO): ubiquitin-dependent protein catabolic process
Cellular component (GO): proteasome core complex, alpha-subunit complex; proteasome core complex
Source: RefSeq, a predicted model, not a curated record